Molecule: messenger RNA, 663 nt
Organism: Chilo suppressalis (striped riceborer)
Lineage: Eukaryota; Metazoa; Arthropoda; Insecta; Lepidoptera; Crambidae
Source: the annotation of a GenBank genome assembly
AUGGCUCUCUGGACGCCCUACGCUGAAGAUUCCGCUUUGGACUUAACGAAGACUGCAGUGAAAGAAGAACGGGAAAACAAUAUUUCACCGCACAGCCCCGAGCUCUCUUAUGUUUACUCUCACUCGUGUCAACCAGUUUAUGCGGCUUACACGAAUUAUCCGUACAGCGGUCUCUCCAUGCCAUCGGUUCAAAUGUCUCCGAUUUCUGGAGGCAGCACAUGUUCUGGAUAUGAUGCACAGCCUAUAAGCCCGGUCUACGCACCGAGAUCUACGACGUUGUCGCCUCCGGAUUCACCACCAUCGGCAGUGCCUACGACAGCGUCUUGUUUAGACGUAGAUGCUCUCUCAGAUGACCCUGACUUUCAAGCGUUCGAGAAAAAUGCCCUUAGGGCAAUGGCUGAGAAGAACGGCGGGACACUCUUGGGUAACAAUCCGAGGAUGCGUCGGGCCGUCCGUUCCACAAACCAGGAUGCGGCGAACGAUGCUUACAGGAAGCAGAGGGAGCGGAACAACUUUGCCGCAAAGCAGAGCCGGGAUCGCAGGAAGCUGAGAGAGAUCCAUCUCGCCCUGAAAGUUUCAUACUUGAAGAAUGAAGUCGCGAAUUUAAAAGCGAAACUCGCAUCUAAAGUAUGCAGUCGGUGUCAACAAAUGUGCGUAUGUUGA